Molecule: messenger RNA, 2178 nt
Organism: Fundulus heteroclitus (mummichog)
Lineage: Eukaryota; Metazoa; Chordata; Actinopteri; Cyprinodontiformes; Fundulidae
Gene: treh
Product: trehalase (brush-border membrane glycoprotein)
Exons: 15
Coding region: 26-1765 (579 amino acids)
Biological process (GO): trehalose catabolic process
Molecular function (GO): alpha,alpha-trehalase activity
Source: RefSeq, a predicted model, not a curated record
UCUGUAGUUCAGCUCAUCGCUCACCAUGAAGGACCCUGUGGUCUUCUGCUUUACCUUCCUGACUCUGUUUGCCUGCGUCACGCGUUCGCUGCCUCCUCCGUGCGACAGUGAAAUCUACUGCUCAGGGCCCAUCCUGCAUCAGGUCCAAGAAGCGAAGCUGUUUGAUGAUGACAAGUACUUUGUUGAUAUGAAGCUGAGGUCAGCCCCUGGUGUCGUUUUGGCGGCUUUUCAAAACCUCUCCAACGAGUGGCCAAACUCCGCCAUCCCGACCGAGAAGCUCCAAGAGUUUCUCGCAGCGCACUUCGAGAAGCCGGGGACCGAGUUUGAGACGUGGACGCCAACCGACUGGCACGAAAAGCCCAGGUUCCUGAGCGGAAUAGCAGAUGAGAAGCUGCGGCGGUGGGGGGAACAGAUCCACGGCCUGUGGAAGUCUCUCGGCAGAAAGAUCCAAACCAGUGUCAGAGAUCAUCCAGAGCUCUACUCUCAGAUUUACACACCGCAUCCUGUCGUCGUACCUGGCGGCCGCUUCAGGGAGCUCUACUACUGGGACUCCUACUGGGUCAUCAAUGGGCUCCUUCUGUCUGAGAUGACCGAGACGGCCUACGGCAUGAUUCAGAACUUCCUCUUCCUCGUCAACAGAUACGGCUUUGUUCCAAACGGUGGGCGGAUUUACUACGAGAGGCGCAGCCAGCCUCCCUUCCUCCCGCUGAUGGUGGAGAGCUACUACGAGGCGACCAAGGACCAGCAGUUCCUUAGAGAAGCUCUCCCAGUUCUGGAGAAGGAGUACGAGUUCUGGAUGCAAAACCGUUCUGUUGCCGUGGCGGCGAGCGGGUCAGAGCACGUUCUGAACCGCUAUAACGUGGACGCGGACUUGCCCAGGCCUGAAUCCUACACAGACGACCUGGAAUUAGCCGAAGGACUCCCUGAUGAGCUCAGGCAGCGGCUGUGGAUGGACCUGAAGGCGGGCGCAGAGUCCGGCUGGGACUUCACUUCCCGCUGGUUCGUAAACGGCAGCGGCCACAACGACGGGACCCUGAGGGAGACGCGCACCAGCCAGAUCCUGCCCGCGGACCUCAACGCCCUGCUGUGCCGCAACGAGCGAACCCUGGCCUCCUUUCACCGGCUGCUGGGUAAUGGUGAGUCAGCUGCUCAGUACGACCAGGCUGCGGUGCGCAGGACCGAGGCGAUGGAGGCGCUGCUGUGGGACGCCGAGAGGGGAGCGUGGUUCGACUACAGCCUGGUGACGCGCUCCAAACACUUGGAGUUCUACGCCUCCAACCUGGCUCCUGUUUGGGCUCGGUGCUAUUCUCAGCCCGCCAUGGGGGAGAAGGCAGUGCAGUACCUGAAGGGGAGCGGCGCUCUCAACUUCCCCAACGGGGUGCCCACGUCACUGAGGGAGUCUGGGCAGCAGUGGGACUAUCCCAACGCCUGGCCUCCUUUGCAGCACAUGCUCAUCGAAGGUUUCUCCAAACUGGCUUCGGAGGACGCCAAGAAGCUCGCUUCUGAUUUGGCGCAGCGCUGGAUCAAAACUAACUGGCUGGCUUAUGAAAAAUAUGAAGCCAUGUUUGAAAAGUACGACGUGAACGGAGACGGAAAACCAGGCGGUGGUGGAGAGUAUGAAGUUCAGCUGGGCUUUGGUUGGACCAACGGCGUGGCCCUGCAGCUCCUGGAUCAGUAUGGGGCGACUCUCACCUCGGGAGGCAGGCGUGUGUGCUCUGACCUCCUGCUGCCUCUGGUCGUCUCCGUCGCUCUCAUGCUCCAGUGAAUCAGAGGCGUCAGAAGAACCCGGCCGAGGCUUGGAUUUUAUUUUAGCAUUCCUGUUUUCACUCCCACUACGUCCCACGUGUCCGCCGACAACACUUAACGGACUAACGAGGACAUUCUUACCUCGGCUAAACCUAGAAAUGACAGCAUCAGCUUAAUAGAAUUACUGAUAAUUUGUUUCCUUCCCCUGAGGUGAAAAAUGCUUGAUUUCAUGAGGAGAUUCAAUAAUUUUUGGGCCAGUGAAGAUGAUAAGGGCUUUAACUUUCUUAAAUAUAAAACCAAGAUUAAAAAUAUUUAUUGUACUAAUCGAGUUUUCAUAUUUAUUGAUGUAAUGAAGCUUAGUUACCGCUGAGCCUUUGGGUUUUCUUUCAAAAUAAUACUGUAAAUUAACUUGUAUGAUAAAUAAACAAUGAC